This is a messenger RNA of Solanum stenotomum, 996 nucleotides long. RefSeq lists its product as uncharacterized. The record is from RefSeq and is a predicted model, not a curated record. Lineage: Eukaryota; Viridiplantae; Streptophyta; Magnoliopsida; Solanales; Solanaceae. Gene Ontology annotation, molecular function: fatty acyl-CoA hydrolase activity. Bases 204 to 680 code for a protein of 158 amino acids. The transcript has 3 exons.
CUUCACGUUAAACCCGCUAGCUCAAGAGGCACAAAGUUUUCCAUCCAAAUCCGUAAAUACUCAUCACUCUUUACCCUCUCUUUUUUUUCAUCUUCUUCGAUUAGCAAUUUACGAUCAUCUUAUCCCUCAAAAUACCCAAAUUACGCUUGUAAAAUCGAGGGAAAUUGUCAAAAUUCUGUUUCAUAACAAGAAGAGGAGACCAAAUGGAGAAAGCUAAAGCUUUUCUUGAAUUAACCCAGGGAGAAUCGGACCGGGUUUCGUCUCUUGCUUUUCCUCCUCACCGGCUCGGUACCGAGUGUAGCUUCUAUGAGUACUAUUCGCUCAGAGGCAUCCGGGUUGACCGAAUUGAACCGGGUCAAGUUUUUUGCACCUUCAAAGUUCCUCCUCGUCUCACUGAUAGAGAAGGGAAACUAGCAUCUGGUGCCAUUGCUAAUCUAGUUGAUGAAGUUGGGGGUGCGGUAGUCUAUGUGGAGGGUCUCCCGAUGAAUGUAUCAGUGGACAUGUCGAUUUCAUUUCUUUCAAGUGCGAAGGCUGGUGAUGAGUUGGAGAUCAUUGGUAGAGUCUUGGGUCAGAAAGGAGGAUAUUCUGGAACAAGUGUACUUGUGAAAAAUAAAACGACAGGGGAGCUCAUUGCUGAAGGGCGGCAUUCAUUAUUCGGUAAACAUGCUAGUAAAAUGUAAAAUGUGAAGUAUUUCUCUGGACCAAGAUACCUGUUUGAAGAUGUACUUCAGUUUCCAGCUCCUGGUCCACAUGUAUGUUUCGUUCGAAAAAGAAAAAUCAGUAUGGUGCAUAGUUUUUCUCUUUGCUGUGAUAACAUGUAUUGAGCAGCAUUAUACUUGUGACUUGUGAGGAACAAGUCCAAUGUAAAUAUUUGCUUGUUAAUCGAGGCAUUUUGUGCUGAUUAUCAUUGCAUUUAUUAUAACUUCAUGUAUACGGGACAGAUAUUGAGGAUUCUCCUCGAUGAGUUUAGGAUUGAAGCGUAGUUGAUUGAUAUAA